Messenger RNA from Cuscuta campestris, 1683 nucleotides. The record is from the annotation of a GenBank genome assembly. NCBI's taxonomy places the organism in Eukaryota, Viridiplantae, Streptophyta, Magnoliopsida, Solanales, Convolvulaceae.
CGUAUACAGUAANCCCCCCCCCCCCCGUCAAUUCCGGCAAACAACCGUCAAUCCGCCUAACUCAAUGCGACAAAUAGUAACCGUAGUUAUUCAACGCCCUCUUCCCUCCGCCGCAACUCCCCCGGCGCCUCCUCCGCCGUCACCACCGACAUCCAAAUUCCCCCUCCUGGUUUGCAGGAAAAAAAAUCCUCAUCUGCCCGUAAAAUUGACGCAAUAAUCAUAAAAAAGAAUAUCCGCGCCGAUCAGUAGUUAUAUUUCCCGGAUAAUUGCGCGAAUCUGCGAUCAGCUCUUCUUUUAAACAACGUAUUAAUUAAACUUUUAGGGAUUUUAUCUUCAUCACGCAGUCGAUGUAAAAGGAAGAAAUCGAUCGGGGUUAGUUUGCGGAUUGGGAUAAGAAUGAAGCAUCAGAAGAAGAAGAAGAAGAGAUCAAAGGCGUCGAAAACCGGCCGGGUCGGAAAGGCGGCUCCUUCUUCUUCAGAGGGAGAUGUGAAACAGGGGGAAAAGGCUGUAGGUUCGUUAUUGGAAGCUUCUAGUUCUGUUUCAGCGAAUGGGGAACCGAAGGAGGACGGCGAGGUCAUUGUGAACCUGGAUGAGAUUUCGGAGGAUCGGAGCACAACCUCGUCCUCGUGUUUUAGCUCUUCGGAGACGUGUAUGGAGGAUCAUUGUCUUCAAAAUGGGGCUAGACAGAAGUGUAAGAUGAAAAAGGAUAUAGCUUCUGCAGGGACAGUUUCGACCUUGCUGGGAAAAGACUAUGUGAUGUCUGUUCCUAAAAAGAUUUCAUCCAGAAUGAAGGGUUCUAAUGGUGAUUUUUUUAGUAAGGAAGAUGCUGAACAAUUCCUGUGCUCAAUGUUUGGUGAACACUGUGAUUUGAGCUUCUCUGCUCUCAGAGACGUAUUAUGUAAGUGUGGAUAUGAUGUAAAUAAGCAUCCUCAUGUGAUCAAUCGGAAAAGAGUAGCUGCAGCAUAGAGGCACAAGCACCAUCACUUAGCAAAACAAGUGAAAAUCACACUGAAAAUACUUGUGGUACUGUUUCUCCUUCAUCUGAAGGAGAAUUUCAGGACCUCAUACCAAAUACAAUGAACUCUUGCUGGAAUAAGUUUAAAUUUAGUCCUGAUACUAAUUGGAGUUCUUCACCAACACCAAAAAAAUUGGAUUCACAACUCACAAAGGAAGUUUUAAAAUCGUUGUUUAAUAUGCCUACCCCCAAGAAUGCUGAACGUGAACCAAAUACACUGAACUGGAAGAAUGUAGUGACUAAAAUGGCAUCGUUCAGACCAAAACACGAGCCCUUCCCUGCCAAGAUUGUAACAGAUCAUUAUGACCAUGCUAAGGGAGAUGACUACCAGGUGUUCAGAGAAGCUUCAAAGCAGCAUUGGGAAUCUAUGAAGCAAUGCUAUCAGAAGGCUGCCUCAGCCUCUACCAAUGGCAAACAUCAAUAUGCUGCUUAUCUCUUCGAACAGGUUUGUUGUAUGACGUUGAGAUCGGAUCUUGCAAGUUUCUGUGCAGUUUUUUUUCUUUCAAUUCAGUAUUAACCUUCAAUACACAUUUUAGAAUAUCCUGCAGUAUUGAUUAAGAUGAACUUUUACUUAUUCAUGGAAACUAGCCAGUUAAAAUAGGUAACACCUUUUCAUAUAUUGCAAUGUUUGAUCAGGUCUAAUGUAAACCCUAACCUAAUUUAUGGGU